AUACGUAUGUGUUGCAUACAUGCGAAACAGAUGUCAAAGUCACCGGGCUCAUUGACAUUUAGUUUAUAUUCAUGAAGAAGGCAUUGUGUUUUGGAGUGUUUAUUGUUUCGGUUCGCUUGGAUGAGAAAAGUUUUUUUUUAAAAUAUUAUUCCGUGAAAAAGAGUGAAAGCCGAGAAACAAGUUUCAAAGUUAAAAUUCACCAAAAUGACUUCAAUUAUCAAAUUGCAAGCUCUGUCCGGUGCGAUGGAUGAGUCGCCACCUUGCUAUUUACUACAAAUUGAUGAAGUGAAAAUUCUUUUGGACUGUGGCUGGGAUGAAAAGUUUGAUGCCAAUUUCAUAAAAGAAAUCAAACGGCAUGUGCAUACAAUUGAUGCGAUUUUGAUUUCGUACCCAGACCCACUUCACUUGGGCGCUUUGCCAUAUUUGGUUGGCAAAUUGGGUUUAAAUUGUCCCAUUUACACAACGAUUCCAGUCUUUAAGAUGGGCCAAAUGUUUAUGUACGAUUUGUUCAUGUCACAUUACAACAUGUACGAUUUCGAGCUGUUUUCCUUGGACGAUAUUGAUACGGCUUUCGAUAAAAUCAUUCAAUUGAAAUACAACCAAAGUGUUUCAUUGAAAGGGAAAGGUUACGGCAUUACAAUAACACCGCUUGCUGCGGGACACAUGAUCGGUGGAACCAUUUGGAAAAUUGUUAAAAUCGGUGAAGAGGAUAUUGUCUACGCAACAAAUUUCAAUCACAAAAAAGAGCGUCAUCUGAAUGGAUGUGAGUUGGAGAAGAUGCAACGGCCUUCGCUACUGAUCACAGAUGCAUACAAUGCCAGCUACAAUCAAGCCAGACGUCGUGCACGUGAUGAAAAAUUGAUGACAAAUAUUCUGCAAACACUUAGAAAUAAUGGCAACGUAAUGGUGACGGUAGAUACCGCCGGUCGUGUGCUGGAACUGGCUCAUAUGUUGGAACAGCUCUGGAAAAAUAAAGAAAGUGGCCUACUGGCAUACUCUUUGGCACUCGCAAACAACGUUUGCUACAACGUUGUUGAAUUCGCUAAAUCUCAAAUCGAAUGGAUGAGCGAUAAGUUGAUGAAGAGUUUCGAAGGUGCGCGCAACAAUCCCUUUCAAUUCCGGCAUUUGAAACUAUGUCACACACUUGCCGAAUUGCAAAAAAUACCGUCACCAAAAGUGGUUCUUUGCAGUACGACUGAUAUGGAGAGUGGAUUUUCGCGAGAACUGUUCACUCAGUGGGCUUCGAAUCCAAACAAUAGCAUCAUAAUUACAUCACGGUCAUCGCCAGGUACACUAGCUCGAGACUUAUUAGAGAAUGGCGGAAAUGGUCGUAAAAUCGAGAUUGAUGUACGUCGGCGCGUUGAUAUCGAAGGUGCCGAGCUGGACGAAUACAUGCGAACCCAAGGCGAAAAAAAUUCCGCUAUAAAACUAAUCAAGCGCGAUAUUGAAGAGCCAAGUUCUGAUUCUGACGACGAUAUCGAAAUGAGUGUAAUAACUGGAAAGCAUGACAUAGUAGUACGUCCGCAAGGCCGAGCCACAACUGGAUUCUUCAAAUCCAGUAAAAAGCAAUAUGCAAUGUUUCCGUUCCACGAGGAAAAGGUGAGACACGACGACUACGGGGAAAUUAUUCAACUGGAAGACUAUAAGCUAGCUGACGUGGGAUUUGAUGCGCCAUCAGCACACGAUGACAACAAAGAAAAGAAGGAAAAUGGUCAAAUCAAAAUCGAAAACACCAACGAACAAAACAAAUCGUCUAACAAUGGUUUAUCACUAAUAGAAAAGCCAACAAAGUGUGUGAGCAGUCGCAAGAUAAUUGAUAUAAACGCUCAGGUUCAAUUUAUUGACUUCGAGGGCCGAUCCGAUGGGGAGUCGCUAUUAAAAAUCUUAUCUCAAUUGCGUCCACGCCGAGUGAUUGUCGUCAGAGGAACACCAGAAAAUGUUAACCUAAUUGCUAAACAUUGUUCGCAGAGUAUCGGUGCUCGUGUGUUCACCCCAAACAAGGGCGACGUUAUUGAUGCUACGACAGAAAGCCAUAUAUAUCAGGUCAAACUCACGGAAGCUCUGAUAGCGAAACUUCAAUUCCAAAAGGUGAAAGAUGCCGAAGUGGCAUGGAUUGACGCGAAAAUUCGAGCGCGUAGCAAGAAAAUCCUCCCAUCUCUGGGUGCGAAAGAAAAUGAUCUAGUGACAAAUGGCUCCAACACAAAUGCACCCGCCAUGGAGAUUGACAACGAAGAAGAUGAAGAAGAUAUUUCCACAAAUGGUGAAGUUUCAGUGCUGCCUCCAUCUGAUAAUACGAAAUUGUUGGCAUUGGAACCAAUUCCGGAUGAAGUUGCCCAACCACACAAGUCAACAUUCGUUAAUGAGUUAAAGAUCUCUGAUUUCAAACAAGUUCUCCUUAGAAAUAACAUACAAUCCGAAUUUUCUAAUGGAGCCUUGUGGUGUGCCAACAGCACCAUUGCCAUUCGAAGAAUCGACACAGGAAAACUAUGUAUGGAAGGAUGCAUUUCGGAUGAAUAUUAUAGAGUUCGAGAUCUACUCUAUGACCAAUAUGCAAUAAUUUAGAUCAUCGUUUCAUUCAACAUUUUUAAGGCGUUGUCAUAUGAAAUUAUCAGAAUUUGUGGUGGUCCAUUACUUCCUCAGCAAAAAUAUUAAGAUACGUUAAGUUAAGAUAACCGUUAUUACAAUUUUCCCAAUCAAAUUUCAGAAAAAUGUAAUCAUUUCAAUGAAAUCGACUUUUUUUUUAACUAAGUAAUAAAAACGAUCAUUAUUGUAUAAAAAGACAGUUAAA
Messenger RNA from Sitodiplosis mosellana (orange wheat blossom midge), 2788 nucleotides. It is a transcript of the gene CPSF2, whose product is annotated as probable cleavage and polyadenylation specificity factor subunit 2. The record is from RefSeq and is a predicted model, not a curated record. The transcript is spliced from 7 exons. Lineage: Eukaryota; Metazoa; Arthropoda; Insecta; Diptera; Cecidomyiidae. Gene Ontology annotation, cellular component: mRNA cleavage and polyadenylation specificity factor complex. The coding region runs from base 205 to 2562 and encodes 785 amino acids. Gene Ontology annotation, molecular function: RNA binding. Gene Ontology annotation, biological process: mRNA 3'-end processing by stem-loop binding and cleavage.